Lingula anatina is the source of this 3403-nucleotide messenger RNA. RefSeq names its product septin-2. NCBI's taxonomy places the organism in Eukaryota, Metazoa, Brachiopoda, Lingulata, Lingulida, Lingulidae. Gene Ontology annotation, biological process: cell division. The record is from RefSeq and is a predicted model, not a curated record. Gene Ontology annotation, molecular function: GTP binding.
UUUCUCCCUUUUAACACUUUCAAUUUCAAGAUGGCGGCAGACGCUAGGCAGUUUGUUAACCCAGAGCAGCCAGGCUAUGUGGGAUUUGCCAACCUCCCCAAUCAAGUUCACAGAAAGUCUGUGAAGAAGGGUUUUGAGUUUACACUCAUGGUAGUAGGAGAAUCUGGUCUAGGUAAAUCAACCCUUGUAAACAGCCUAUUCCUGACAGACCUUUACCCAGAGAGACAUGUACCUGGGGCUGCAGAGAAAAUCAAGCAGACUGUGAAAAUUGAUGCUUCCACAGUAGAGAUAGAGGAGCGGGGUGUGAAGCUCAGACUGACUGUAGUGGACACACCAGGGUUUGGGGAUGCUCUGAACUGUGAAGAUUGUUAUAAACAAGUCAUAGCAUAUAUAGAUUCACAGUUCGAAAGAUACCUCCAAGAUGAAAUGGGACUCAAUAGGAGAAAUAUUGUGGACAACAGAGUUCAUAGUUGUUUUUACUUCAUUAACCCUGCAGGACAUGGAUUAAAACCUCUGGACAUUGUGUUCAUGAAAGCUAUCCACCACAAGGUGAACAUCGUGCCAGUCAUUGCUAAGGCAGACACCCUAACAAGGGAGGAGGUGUUCAAACUCAAGUCCAAGAUAAUGGAAGAGAUAGCAAAACAUGGGAUCAAAAUAUACCCACUUCCUGAUUGUGAUGAUGAUGAAGAUGAAGAAUACAAGGAACAGUGCAGACAGCUGAAGGCAGCGGUACCUUUUGCUGUAGUAGGGUCCAACUCCAUAAUUGAGGUGAAAGGUCGCAAAGUCAGAGGUCGCAUGUAUCCAUGGGGAGUGGUGGAAGUGGAAAAUCCUGAACACUGUGAUUUUAUCAAGCUAAGGACCAUGCUCAUUGCUCAUAUGCAAGAUCUUCAAGAGGUCACACAAGAAAUCCAUUACGAAAACUUCAGAUCUGAGAAACUGGCAACAUCCAAGAGGACUAGUAAAACCUCCUCCCGCACCAGCAGAGCUGAGGGUGGUGGUGGUGGUGGAGACAAGGAGGACAAGUUGACAGAGAAGGAAAGACUGCUGCUGGAGAAGGAAAUGGAGUUGCGUCACAUGCAAGAGAUGAUUGCCAAAAUGCAGGCAGAAAUGGCAGGGGGUAAGGGAGCUGCUCCUUCACAAAAUGGAAGACCAGCGCCUGGUGUCAAGUCACACAAUGUCUAGAGAUAACCGGUUAAGCUAGGAGAUCAAGAAGAGGACACUGUACAAUCAUUUUAGUUUAUUUGUCUUCUGGCUAAAAAAUUGUUCAGAACAAAUGUUUAACUCUAAACUAGCAGAUUUUUACAAUACUCAAUAGAAAAUUCUGCCUUCACAAGUGUACAACUUAUUUAAUCUGCAAAGCUGAAUAUGUUGCAUAAAAGCUUGUAGGUGCCAGAACCAAUCUCUUUUUGCAUAUUAAACUUAUGUGAACCAUGAUUUGAGAAAGACACUCAUAUUACACAUUAUGCCAUAGUGACUUUUACUUUGUACAGGUAAGCUUGCAGACCAGCCUUACUUUGAAUUGGGUCUCACUGUGUGAAUCUGAAUAUUUAUAGGAAGCCAACUUGAAAUGAAGUCUCUUUGGUUGAAUAUAAUACUUUCAUUAAUGGAAGUUCCUUGUUUAAGGCUUAUUUAUGUUUUCCCUAGAAAUGUCACAUUAAGCAUGCAUUCCGUAAAUCAGACUUGAUCUGUAGAUGUAGAUGCUGUCAAACUGAAUACUGUCAAGUUUUGUAGCUAAGAUAAAACACAAAACUGGAAUUGGUCAUAAAGACUCCAACAGUAUUAUUAGUUGUAUACAUUAUUGUAGAAUUUCAGGGGUUUGAAUUUCAGUAGCUUUUAGUUCUAGUCAUAUGUUUGCAGAAGUGUUUUACAAUUGUUAGCUUAAAGUAAAUAGAUUACAGUAGGAAUGCUUUAAACUUAUUUCACAAAAUGAGCAAAUGCUUGAAGAUAAUGGCACCUUAACAAUGCCUGUGAGAAAAAAUUAAUUUACAGUCUAUCUUUUGCAAAAAAUUGAUUUUGUUAUUAAUCAUUAUGAUUGCCAUUCAUACAGCUGAAGUUUUGAGCAUGUAAAAGGGUGCUCAUCUAGAAAGAUGAUUAAAGAUAUGUGAUUGGUUUUUUUAAAGAACUAAUUUUUAGUGACACUACUAAAAUAGUUAAUUUUGAGAGACGGCUUAUUUCGGGAUGGGAAAUGAUUAAAAAAAAGGAAAGAAAAGUUGUAUGAAGAUGGAACCGUAAGGCCUCACAGCAUAUCCUGGAUUUGAUACAUCAUAUUUGAAAACUGAUAUUGAUAGCAAACUGAAGACUAUAGAGGAUGGAUCUAUCAAAGCCAUGCAGUUUUGCACAUCAGAACACCAUGGGAAGCACAGGGGGCAAACAUGCUUGUGAUAGCUGAUGAUAGUAGAUGAGGCACUCAGAACAGCUGGCAGAAAACACUGUUGUAAUAGGAAAACCUAACAAUGAAGUCAACAGUGUGUACAGUGUGUAACAUAAUUUAGUUAUUCCUUAUGUGUUUAAUCAGCAGAAGAGUAGAGAGUGUGUUUUGUGUGUAUUGUGUGAUACAUAAUCGUUAAUAAUGGGGAGACAGAUGCUGAUGUUUUGUCAAAUGAAAUGUUGCAUGUCAGGAUAUUACUACUUUCAGUGGUUAUCCCAGUGACUAGAAGAUGUACUGAUUUUAUGAUUAGUGGACCAUAGAGAUUGAAAGAGACAUGGGCAAGGGUAUCUUAUUUGAUGUUCUAGUGAUUAAACAAUGUUUCAGGGGUCCAUUCAUGAUGCGCAUGAGAUUCUUGUUCUUCUUUUGUUAGAAAGAAAAGAAACAUUGCAUUCAUUACUGAAGUUUGCACAUGAAUUUAUGUGAGAAAAUGACACCAAAUAUUUCCCUUUUGUAUGAAAUUGCCUAUGUCAGUUUGUUAUUAUUUCCUUUAUUAUAGGGUAAUAUUCUGUUGUCUAAGAAAGAAUGGCAAAGGUGAAGAAUAAUGUACUACUUACAACACUUAAGAACAAAAUAACUUGGUCACAACAAGAAAGUGUAUUCAAAUUUGCUUUAUGUCCUUUUGCAGGAAAAAGAUUCCUUUCAUCUCUGUAACAUAAUGGAUUUUAGUAAGAGCACUAAUGCAGUGCUAGGGUUCUAGGCAUUUAUGUUUAAUUCCAAAAUCCCUGGACAAUUAUUUUACAGUGUUUAGGGUAUGGACUGGGCUUCCCUAAUAAUGGCACGGAAAAAAUGUUGACAAUGAAAGUAAUUAUCGAAGCUGGUGCUUUUUUGCAAACUGAUAUAAAUACCUUUAUAUAGGGCUUGUGAAAAUAUGUAUGGCCUUUUACAGUUCCAGUUAUUCCAACACUCAACAGCCAAGGUUGUAUUAUACACUAUUAUAUAGUAGAUAGAGGUUUGUCCAAUAAAAAUUUGAAAUUA